AUGCUAGCCUGGUCCAUCGAACUGUCCCAGUUCGAUAUCAAGUUCGAACCCCGAUACACAAUCAAAGCACAGGCCAUGGCCGACUUCAUCGUCGAGAUGACGCUGGGAAACUCCACCCCCGAACCAUGGAAACUACACGUUGACGGCUCAUCGAACGUCACUUCCGGAGGUGCCGGAGUCAUUCUCGAAAGUCAAAACGGAGUCGUGAUCGAACAGUCAGUACGAUACGAAUUCCCAAUCUCAAAUAACCAAGCAGAAUAUGAGGCCCUCCUGGCAGGCUUAGCCCUAGCCAAGGAAGUCGGAGCAAAGGUCCUGGAAAUAAAUACGGAUUCGCAAGUAGUCAGUUCCCAAAUUAACGGAGACUACCAAACACGAGAUCCUCGGCUACAACAAUACCUUGCCGAGGUUAACAAACUAAAGGAAGAAUUCAAUCACGUAACCAUACGGCACGUCCCCAGGGAAUGUAAUGCCAGGGCUGACCUUCUCUCUAAACUAGCCAGCACUAAACCAGGACACGGCAACAAAUCGCUAAUACAGGAAGUCGUCAAAUCACCGUCCAUAUCCACGACGGCUAACGCCUAUCUGACACUCUCCCACCGAGGAUCAUGGACCUACCCCAUCCUACAAUAUCUCCUCAAAGGAACAUUGCCUGAAGACCCCAAAGAGGAAAAACGGACAAAAAGGGAAGCCGCCAACUACACAGUUGUCGAAGGACAACUAUACAAACGCAGAUUCUCGCAACCCCUGCUCAAAUGCGUCGAACCCGGGGACACAGAGUACAUACUCCGCGAAAUCCAUGAAGGUUGUUGCGGCCACCAUGUCGGAGGUAAAACCCUUGCCCAAAAAGUCAUCCGGGCCGGCUACUUCUGGCCCACGGUCAUCCGGGACUCCGUGCAGCUAGUAAAGAAUUGCGACAAAUGCCAAAGGCACGCCAAUAUCCACCAAGCCGCCCCACACCAGCUCAGCAUCAUAUUGGCAGAGCGGCCAUUCGGUACCUGGGGGAUCGACCUUGUCAGACCUUUUCCCACGGCACCCGGCCAACUCCGAUACCUCAUCGUCGCCAUAGACUACUACACUAAAUGGAUCGAGGCCGAGCCCCUGGCCUCUAUCACGGCAACCCAAUGUCGAAAAUUCCUCUGGUGA
Molecule: messenger RNA, 1143 nt
Organism: Arachis ipaensis
Lineage: Eukaryota; Viridiplantae; Streptophyta; Magnoliopsida; Fabales; Fabaceae
Molecular function (GO): RNA-DNA hybrid ribonuclease activity; nucleic acid binding
Source: RefSeq, a predicted model, not a curated record